GUUUGCCCCGUGUAAAAUGAUAGAGAGAGAAACAUGUGGUGGGUUGUAGCUUCGUUUCUCUGGUUGAUCAGGAAUUUGAUCCUGGAGUUCGUUUUCUUCGUGUUGGUUGAUGUGGUGGCCAAGGCCCCUCUGCGAGAAGCCACGAAUGAUGCUGAAAAACGAACUAUUUGGUUAUAUGAGUCUGGAGUACUGUUGGCUCUAUGUGCCAUUGUCUACUGGACAGAUCACACACCAUACCUUCUGCUGGUUCUGGCUAUCACAACUGGGGUGUACACACAACUUCAUGGCCGUGUAGAUGUGCAGCGAUGGUGGUCAUCAUGGAUGACUUGGUGGGAAGACUAUCAACAACAUGAGGAGAGCAUGCGUCAAAUGCAGGCCCAGCAGGCAAAGCAGCAAGCCAACGUUUCGCUUUCUGCUGCAGGCACAGCUCUCAUGACUCCUGCACUGGGUGCCUUUCCACCUUCACCAUCUGCCCAAGGACCAGCUGGGUAUCCCCACAUCCUGCCUACUAGGGGAUAUCCACCCAAUGUCACCUUGCUUCCAGGGCAGAAUGUGCCAUCAGCUGGGACAUCACCGCAUUCACCCUCAUCACCACACUCACCCUCUGGUUUGAUUCAUAAAAGUAUGCCUGGAGCAGGGAUGUUGUGGUCCAGCUCUAACCCAACAUCUUCAGCUCCAGCUCCAAGCAGUAAUCCAGGACUGAUACAUUCAGCAAUGAGCUUGUUUUCAGGACAGGUCAAGUUGCCACAAAGGACUAAUCAGGGAGAUGGAGUCAGCGCUACCACUGCAAGCUCAAAGUGGUUUGGUGGCGAGUUGAGGCGCAGACCCCUGCGACCAACAGGUUCUUUUAUGCUUAGCCCAUCUCUAGGGCUAGCUAGUAGUGGAGCAAAUGCCAUCAAAACUAAAUUUAUGAAUGUGUUAGGAUUUGGAGAUCCAUCGUGCUCUAUGCCACCAGGACUGAAAAACAAUGGGCAGAAUCUGUGCUUCAUUAAUGCAGUGUUGCAGUGCUUAGCACGUAGUCCCUACCUGGCUCAGUGUCUCACUGUAGAUGCUGCCAAAGAACUAGAAUGCACUGUGUCAGAAUCCUUGCUUUUGUCCAGGCUGGCUGAACUGUUGGAUCUUUUAACUGCAGAGCCAGAUAGUCUGGAUACCAGUGUUCUAGACACAGCUGCUUUUCGACAGGCUGCUUCAGCUCUAAACGGUUCUCUUGUGGCUCCAGUCGGUCAGCCUCAGAGGCAGCAGGAUGCUGCAGAAUUUUUAAUGUGGCUUCUGGACACAGUUCAUGGGAUUCUUAACAAAAACAGGCAGGCAUUGUCAUGUGGAGCAGAUUCUGGGGCAGGUGAAGACAGGUUUACUAAUGCCCAGCUGACAGAGCUUCGCAGGAUCUAUGGGGAUCUGACACCUUCUACUGCCAAAGAGCUAAAAGAAGCUUGCUUGAGAGCAAUUGAGCUUGCUAAUGGAUUGGAGAAUGACUCAUAUGCAGAAGCCAUCCAGAGAUUGUCGGACUUAGAAUGGCUUUUGCACAAACAGUUGAAUGAAUCCAUUGUAGAUGCCCUUUUCACCGGGCAGCUGGUGGAAGCAUCUCUCUGCCUUAGCAACAAUCGCAUCUCGGUUUCCCUUCAGUCUUUCAACAUGUUACCUGUGCCACUGGCAUCCCCACGCCAUGUUUCUGGUCUUGUACUUCUUGAAGAUUGCUUCACAUCAUUUUGCCACAUUGAACAUCUGGUGGGUGCGGGGGCUGCGUGGGAUGCCCAUCAAGCUCCACAGCAGCUGCGUGGAGCUGGAGCAGCAGGAAGCUUGGCAGCUACCCCACAAGUGACCUCAAAAUUGCGGGGUAAUGUUCGCUUCUCAGAAGCAGAUUCAGCACUUCAGUCUCCAUUCAGCCAUGUCUCUUCUGCAGUGUCUCCCAUCUUAGGACAACAUGAGUUUAUCAACGACAGUGGCUUCAGCGACAGUGUGUUCAAAACAUCCACACCUAUCAGGGAAUCCAACAGUGGUAAAACCUUGCCUUACACGGGGGAUGUUCAGCGUCGCUGCCUUCUUAGGCAGCUGCCAGAAUGUCUCAUCAUUCAACUAAAACGCUUUCUUUUUAAUACACAUCUGGGUCGUCCUACAAAGUUACGUGCCCCAGUGAGUGUGCGACUGAAAGGGCUUGAUCUCCAUGCCUUGGUAUAUGACAAUGUAACUCAACGGGAAGACUUGACGGCACCAGCAGGGGGUAGUGGCAUGCAGACUUAUGAUCUUUAUGGUCUGUGCCUUCACUUAGGUGCUGAGUGCACCAAUCAUGGACACUACAUCAGCUAUUGUCUGUGUGCAGAUGACCAGUGGUAUCGUUUUGAUGAUGAAGCAGUCACCAAAGUUAACAUAGAGUAUGAACUAACAACAUCAGAGGUUCGGCAGAAUGCUUAUCUAUUGUUUUACAGGCGGGCUCUUUCUUGAAAAUUGUCUGAUUAAGUCACACUAAGGGCAGAUAGGAUUUCUUUCUCAUCUUGCACUUUUGGGGAAAGAAUGUUCUGAGAACUUUUCUGUAAAUGAAGCUACAAGCGUGACCAGCUGUAUUUAUUUUUGAAUCAGAUAUCACCGAUGCUGUAUUUUGGGCAGAACUACUAGUUGUAACAAGAUUAAUGUUUAAAAUCAAGAGAAAGUCUUUUGCAGGUACAGAUGCUUUGUGUGCUUAUUGUACUUUCCUGCUCAGACAUUGUGAUUGGCAUCUUCAUGAACCUGUUUCUCCCACUGAGUCUCUACUGACCGUUAACCUUUAGCCUCAUCAUAGUUUUAUGAUGGCAUUCCUGGUUACUAUGGUUGUGGAGAGAUAAUAUAGGUCUAGUCUGGCAGUACUUAGGUCAAAACGAAGUACUUAUCAGGGAGAUUUGUCACUGUUUUCCAUGUGAGUGAAGUGCUUUGUGCUUCCAUUUGUGUUCAAAUACAUUACUGACAUAGGGUAUGAAACAUCUUUAAUUACUCCUAAGUACUUGUUAAUUUAGCUGCAGGUAAUUAUAAAAAUUGCAUUUUACUCUGUGUGCUCUAAAGUUGUGUACUAAAAUGUACGUUUAUGUCACUGCCAAAGUUUUUCAACAGGAGUAGUAUCAUUAGUGUAUUGCAUUUCAUAUCAUACCGGUUCAAGUUUACAAGACACAGCUGUCUUUUUGACCCCAAAAUUUUACCAUUGGUAGGGCAUUGUUUUAUGCUAAAUUUGAUCAUUGACCAAAAGACGUGGUCAUUGCUUUGCUGAAUGUUUUUUUUAUUGAGCUGCAACAAAAGUUGCAUCAUCUUUGUUACAUUUAUGUACUAUUAUAUUUUUGAGCUGCAGACAAGAGGCCUUAAAAACAGAAACUAGCAGGGGGAGGGGGCAAGCACCAGUGUGCGUGUAUGUGCGAGACAGAUUAUACUUGGGUUGUCUUCCAGUGGCAGCCAUAAUACAGUUUGUGCACCAUUUCUGAUACAUGUGAUUAUUAUGCUUGGCAUAAUCAUACUACUGUACAUGUUAUAUUUUGUUUGACCUUAAGUGACUGUGUAAACAACUAAAAAACUUUCAUGAUCUGAUGUAGAAUGUAUUUUAAAUGCCAUCUGGACAAGAUUUUAAAAAAAAUAUCUUUGGCAGCAUACUUUUCUGCAGCUUCUUCAUUGUUGAGCAUUACUUGCCAUCUAGAAGUUAGCAGUUUGAUUCUGAAUGGCAUCUUUGUAUAAUGUCAGCUAUGAAGUGUUAGAUCACAGCUGCAGUUCUAAUCCUGCCAUUUCUCAGCUUAGGUUUUGAGGGGUACUUUAUCUUUAUUUUCUUCUCAAUGUUGCUAACAUUGAUCUUUCCCAGUAUGGCAUACUUAAUGCUACCAGCUUCCCAUUAAAAGUAGAUGGUUGCACAAAGCAUAAAUCACUCCUAAUGAUUUUGCUAAAUAACCUUUAAAAACACUUGGUUAUAUUUUAGAUUAGUUUAUUCUCGAUGAUGUAUGAAUAUAUUUCAAGUCUUUUAGAUUUCCCUUCACCUAUUUUUAAAUGUGGAUAUUCCAUAACAUACGUAUAAGAAGAGAGACUGCAUUUUUACCGAGAAAAAGAUUGCUGCAUCAAAAUGCACAAGGGCAGCGAGGUCAAGAGCUAAGAACAUGAUGCUGAAGAGUAAAAUCUUUGUGGAUCUGAACUGUUUAAACCAUGUGCAUAUGCACCAAAGACAUGCUUUGAGAUAAAUUCAGGAUAUAGGAGUCGCUGCUUAUUAAUGAAAGCAUUUCAACAGCCAGAAAUAUAUUUGGCUUAUACAAAAUAACACUAACUUGGGUAAAACCUGUCUUGGUGCUUUCCUUGAUGUUUCUCCAUGCAGGUGAGCUUGUAAGUUGCUGAUGUCUCACUUUCCCAUCUUCCCUUCUCAAGAGAACAUUUUAGUUUCUAAGCCUGUUAUAGUCUAUUUUACUGGGUGGGAAAAAAAACUUUAUACACAAGGUUAGAAUAGCUGCCUUCAAAGCGAAACUGCACUUGUAUAUAUUUUAGCAUCUGAUUGAGCAGUUGUAUGGUUGAACAUUGGAAGGGGGGCGAGAGCUGAGUUGUGUAAUAUCACUGAAAUCUUGCUGCAGAUUUUGUAUGCAUUGCAUUUAACAUGAGAACAGCAUUGUUUUGGGUAAAAGAUACUCAUUCUAGUAAAAAAUAUUUCUACGGAAU
Pomacea canaliculata is the source of this 4644-nucleotide messenger RNA. RefSeq lists its product as uncharacterized. The record is from RefSeq and is a predicted model, not a curated record. Gene Ontology annotation, biological process: protein deubiquitination. Gene Ontology annotation, molecular function: cysteine-type deubiquitinase activity. Gene Ontology annotation, cellular component: cytoplasm. The coding region runs from base 34 to 2439 and encodes 801 amino acids. NCBI's taxonomy places the organism in Eukaryota, Metazoa, Mollusca, Gastropoda, Architaenioglossa, Ampullariidae. The transcript is spliced from 4 exons.